AUGUGGACUGACUGCAUUGCUCAAGAUGGAAGCUCACAGGCCAGUAAGAUUGCAGGCCGCAGGAAGCGAACCAGUUUUAACAAAGAGCAUUUAGAACUUCUAAAAAUGGCUUUCAGCGUGGAUCCUUACCCUGGUAUUAGUGUCAGGGAAAGUCUAUCUCAAGCCACAGGCCUUCCAGAGUCACGUAUUCAGGUGUGGUUCCAGAACAAGAGGGCCAGAACCCUAAAGAACAGAGCCACUUGGACCUCACCACAGCUGGAUAGUACCUCUCCUCUGCCCAGCCCUUUUCUACCUCCUCACAUGGCUAGUGUUGGGGCCAGUGGCCACCAUAGAGGCAUUCAAGAGGCAUCCUUCAACCUUCAGAUGGCUCAAACAUCUCCACAGCACUUUACCUUUCCUCCAACCACCUACAGCACACCUGCUAUUAAGCCACGGCAAAACAGGCUGAUGGGAACCUCUUGUUCUCCCUCUCUUCCCUCUGAUCUGCAAGCUGCAGACAGCUGGAGCUCUGGAGGAAGCACACAGUCCUCUCCUGAGUCUACAUGGAAUCUACCAGCACAGAGUUUUGGGAAUUCCUACAAGGAUGAGAGCCAUUUCUUCCUCUACCCACCACCUCCUUACCCUCAUGGGAGUGCCAGAGUUGGAUGUGUUAGUGACCUGGAGUCACUUGCCACCUCUCCUGCCUCUUCUGAUUCUGCAUUUUGGGACAUGGGACUGGAAAACUGCUCUCCCUCCGUGUCUUACACUGACUGUGGAAGCCCAUUGGACAGGCUCGCUGAGGAGCAGCCUGUGGCCCCACUUCCAGAUCUGUCCUCUCAGUAUCUGGAGGAUGUCCUUGGGGAAAUGGAGCCAGCCUGGUGGAACUUCAAUGGCCAGAUGGAUCUACAGUAAUCUUGCAAACAUCCAUAACCUAAGGAGACAAAGACUGGGUUUAACUUGAAGAGUAGAAUUAUUUCGUUUGGACUGUAUUAUAUAGGAAGCAUGGUAUUGUGCAAG
Molecule: messenger RNA, 996 nt
Organism: Carassius auratus (goldfish)
Lineage: Eukaryota; Metazoa; Chordata; Actinopteri; Cypriniformes; Cyprinidae
Gene: mxtx2
Product: mix-type homeobox gene 2
Exons: 3
Coding region: 1-891 (296 amino acids)
Biological process (GO): regulation of transcription by RNA polymerase II
Cellular component (GO): nucleus
Molecular function (GO): DNA-binding transcription factor activity, RNA polymerase II-specific; RNA polymerase II transcription regulatory region sequence-specific DNA binding
Source: RefSeq, a predicted model, not a curated record